UCACGUCAUUCCAUGAUGGCUGAAGAUCCUGGCGGAACACUUUUCAAUUUAUCUCCUAUCUUUCUUUUUUUCUCUCUACCUCAGCUUGCCAUAGAGACAUGGCAGGACCAACAAGCCCGUUAAGCGUCCACAGAUCAUUGGUGUCGACAUGCCCAAGAAAGGGAACCGAAAACGGCUGAAAUUUAGGGCCGGGGACGUUUGUUCGGAAUCAGUGACCGUUGCUGAUUAUGCUGAUGCCGACCCAGCCGUUGUGAAGUCAGGGAGGGUGAAGAAGGCUGUUGCAAAUGCAGUUGAAAAAGAAGUGAAAUUACUCUGCGGCCUGGAAGCAUCUCAGGGUGCUGUAGAGGAGGUCCUCUCAUCUUCAGUGAGUGUCACAGCCGACGCUUUGGACAGCAGUGAUGACCUAGACCCCGAAGAAGAUGGAGAACAUGAAACUAAAGCGUCCCGCAAGAAGAAAAACAAGAGGAGAAAGGAAAGCAGUGAGAGCGGGGAUGGGGGGGAGUAUCCAGUGGAUAUUUGGUUAAUGCUUGCCUCCUACAUUCGGCCCGAGGAUGUGUGCAGAUUUGCUCUAAUCUGUAGGAAUGCCUGGACGGUCACAUGCACUGCAGCUUUUUGGACCAGGCUUUACAAAAGGCACUACAAGAUUGAUGCUGACCUGCCAUUCCGUCUCCAGCCUGACUGUAUUGACAUGAUGUGCGCUUUACGGGCCCGUGUGAUUCGCUCCCUUUUCCAUUUGUAUGAGCCGUUCAGCUUGCGUGUCUCGAAAAUUCCUGCCUUGCCAGAGUCCACGCCCACAACCUUGGUCAACUCCAAGUGUUUACUGUUCUGGGUCAGAAAGGUGUCAGGGACUCGGCCUGAGGCACUAUGGGAGUUCAACUUCAAGUUUUUAAAGCAGCAGGGACACAGUAAGAAUGGUUGUGCCAAGUCCUUGUGCAUGCCCAGACAAUACAAAGAAGUCCACACAAACCCAGACACUGACUGCUACAUGCUUCAGGUCACCACCCUCAACUUCAUCUUCACUCCUGUGGUCAUGGGCAUGACGCUGACCCUGUUCACAAUCAACGUUAGUACUGACAUGCGCCACCACCGCGUUCGUCUGGUCUUCCAGGACUCGCCGCUCCAGCGGUGGAAAAAGAGGGGAGAUCAGGGUGGGACCCAGGUGGUGUUGGACCCCGUACACAGUGUAAAGCUCAUGGACUGGUGGCACCCACAGUAUCCAUCUUCACCCUACACAUAGGAGUCCUGCCCCCUCAGCAGAACGUCACACCAAGAACCCUGCUGUUAUCCUGUACACUCACCAGAAAUAUGAUAUUGGAUGACUCUGCAGAACCCUGUGUUGUGUUCAUUCACAUUUUGAUUGUCAUUGUUAGAUUCUUAAGAAAGCAAACAUUGACUGGCCUGAGAUGGGAUGCAAGCCCACCUUCCAGUGUCAGUAUCAAAUGUGUUGCAUGCCCAUCCACCACCGCAACCUCCACACCCUACUUAGAAUGUUAUUUGAACAUCAAAGCUCUUCAUGGAUGUAAAUCAUGUAGUGCAGAAUUGUCCACUAUGAACCUUAUUCAUUAUUCCAGAGAGACUGGGCUUGUUAUCUAUCUGCCAUGUCCACAUAGGGACAUUGGCAGUUCCUCUACUCCUCAACUUCAGCAGUGUCUUAGGCCUAGUCCAUAUGUACGCAGGUAUUUUUGUCCAACCAGGUUUUUCCCUCCUUUGUUCUAAAGCAAAAUCCUGUCAACACAAGCAUUGUUUAAAAAAAUAAAAAAAUCUCCAUCCAAAUGAAAACGCAAAAACACAGUUGAAGCGCUGUAAACAGCAUGCCAAACCAACAGGUGGCCAUGAUAUAUCCCAAACCCUAAAGCCAUGUUGGCAAAUCAGAGGCCUGAAGAAAAAAAAAAGAAAAGCUAUUAAGAUCGGUUUUCAGUGACCUUCAGUGCAGUUUGCGUGUGGACGAAAGACCAAAAUGUAUUUAAAAAAGCAACAUUUAAAAAUAAUAUAUAAUAAAAUACCCGUGUACAUGUGGACUAGGCCUUAGUCUUUCUGAAAACAUGGAGAAGUGGGGCUGGGUAAAAUGGGAAAGAAACCAGAAGAUCAUCAUCUGAAAUCAGUGAUUGUUUUGAUACCUGUUUAUAUGUGAAAAACAACAGCUUGUUUAUUAGUUUCCCACUUUGAACAGCUGGGAGAAAUCUAACUUCAAAUAGUUUUCCAUAGUUAUCUCAGACAGGUGCAUAAUGUUUUACAAUAUAAAAAAUACUGUGAUAUGAUCACAAUAAUAGUUAAUAGAUGAUAAAUAUUGACUUAUUGCUCAGCCCUACAGACAUGCCAGAGAGAGGGUCUUGUACAUUUUUAGAGCUACCGGUUGCAUAAAAAGAUUCACAAGUCUGCCAUUGUUUUACGUUAGACAACAUGUUUAACAUGAAUGUUGAACCUAUGUGUGUAACACAAUUUCUAGGAGUUUUUCUCAUGGAUUACCAGGUGGAACAUUUGUACUGUCCUCCCUUGGUUUGUUUUUAUGCUUACUUGAAAAGUUGCUUAAAUUUCUUGGUUUUGCAUUGUUUUGAAUGUUGACAAUGUUACAUCAAGAGUUGCAUUCUUUUAGAAUCAUGUUUUUUUUUCUUGAUGUAUUUAAUUCAAGGCAGCAUCACUUAGUAUUGUGUCAAUAUUAAUGACUUUUGACUUUUUACUGAAGGGUCAAAGAGAUGAUUUACCUCGGACCUCAUCCACUCAUUUGGGGAAUUAUUAUUUUUUUUUUUCUUCUUUCUAGUGUGUCUUGGUUAAAAACAUCUUGAUUGGCACCUUGCUGACUGUGAGCCAUGUACCCUACUGCCUCCUGUGGAAUCUGAUUCUCAACUUUGAAUGGCUCGAAGUGAUUUAAAGUGGUCUGUCUAAUGCGUGUUGAAUGUGUGUUGAAUCAUACUAAUCACAUACUUGAUUAUGAUGGGGAGAGAGUUACCAUUGGCAUUGAUUUAUCCAUCUGUCAGACACUCAAAAUUAUUUUACCUGGAUUGAAUUGCAUAUAUAUCAAGAUAUUGUCAAUGAAAAAUAUAGAUUAACAACAAACCGUUUACAAUUAUAGAAAUAAAGACAGGUGGAUGUUCUGGUCGUUUGUCUAGUUUUGUCAGAUGAGUUACAUUGAAAAAACAACUUCACUGAAAUAAAAACUAAAACUGCCCAUUCAAAA
Molecule: messenger RNA, 3175 nt
Organism: Perca fluviatilis (European perch)
Lineage: Eukaryota; Metazoa; Chordata; Actinopteri; Perciformes; Percidae
Gene: tmem183a
Product: transmembrane protein 183A
Exons: 8
Coding region: 149-1237 (362 amino acids)
Biological process (GO): regulation of protein stability
Cellular component (GO): SCF ubiquitin ligase complex
Molecular function (GO): protein binding
Source: RefSeq, a predicted model, not a curated record